Acaromyces ingoldii is the source of this 3087-nucleotide messenger RNA. RefSeq lists its product as hypothetical. The transcript has 2 exons. The record is from RefSeq and is a predicted model, not a curated record. The coding region runs from base 1 to 3087 and encodes 1028 amino acids. NCBI's taxonomy places the organism in Eukaryota, Fungi, Basidiomycota, Exobasidiomycetes, Exobasidiales, Cryptobasidiaceae.
AUGAUUGAGGCUAGGCAUGCAAGGACGCCAUCGGGUUCCGGCCCUGUCUCGGCCCAGUUCGGUCGGAGCGCGUCAACGUCGUCGUCGACGACCGCGGGUACGCCAAUGGCGAGGGCCGGAUCACUGACGGGUGGGCCACUCCAAACGUACGACGAACGGCGGCCUUCCUUCCUCGAUGUCUCGGCACUAUCGCCUGCCGAGCACACCACCUUCAUUAAGUGGCUGGGCAACAUCAAACCCUCGCCGAGUGGGGAGCCUGAACAUAUCGAUGAGCAGGACGCCCUCCGAUUUCUCAGGCAUGAAUGCGCCAUCGACAUGCGCGACGAGAUCAAGAUCCUGUCACUCUUUGACCGAUUUCCUCUCGGUUUGCUGCCGGGUCACUUUUUCGCGCUGUUGCGUCUGGCCGCUUGGGUUCAACGGGGCGAAGAGCCGACAAAGGCCGCCAUUUUCACCCAGGUGAAUCCGCCCAAGAUAGGCCUCAGUUCGAAAAGCAUUCAGCCCCCGCCGCAACACGUCGCUGCCUCCUCCACAGCCAGUGCUCCCCUCCCUCCCCCCUCUCCUCCAGCAAGGCAGCGAAGUCUGAAGUCUUCUCCUCCUCAACAACAGCAACAGCAGCAGCAGCAGCAGCAGCAACCAACGCCCUCACGCUCCGUCGCUCCCCCACCCACAAUCGAAGUGACUCCUGGAGCUACAGAGCAGGCCCGAAAGCCCUUGCAGGCGCCGUUGGUACCCGUCGCACCAUCGAUGAACCAAGCUGCGCUCCCGUCGCGACCACCACCAGUGCCCGACGAGACGACGAAACCCAACAAUCCGUUCAGAUCGUCCUCGCAGCAGCAGCACCCUCCAGCACACGCGGGCGCUGCUCCAGUGGCGGCGACGGCAGGGACUUCACCAUCGAAUGCCAUGCUGGGAAGCGCUAUCCUUGGCUUCGAUCCAGCGCCCAACCCUUUUAAGCAGUCCAAGCCGAAGCUUGUCCGGCCCACACCCAUUGUGGCCAAUGCCUCGACGCAGGUGCUGGGAAGACCUUCGCCAGCAGUGAAUCCAUUCAAAUCUGGUGCAUCCGUCUCCUCUUCGCAGGGCUCCCCCGUAUCGGUGAGGUCCAACAACGACCUGCCUGCCCUCCCACCGAGGUCCACGACGGCUGCCGACCUCAGACCGCCACCGCCGCUGCCGCCUCGCCACAUCUCUCCCCUCAUCCAGGCUGGUCUCAAUGCUCGAAGCGAGGUCCGGAAGAAGAAGGAGGCGCUUCCCCCGAAGACGUUUACCGUGCUGCAGAGCAGUGGCUCCAGGCAUCACAACGAGCCUAGGCUUCUCACCGGUCAAGCUGCUCAGCCGCCGCCACCUCCGCCGCCGCACAAGAGGCGGAGUGUGGGCACAGAGCAUCGGCGAAGCGUCACCGAUGUGCCGCCUCCUUCUGCCUAUCGAGGCGCUACCUCGGGCGCAUCCGUCGCCAGCAGCGACCGACAAGACAGAGAGAAGAGGCCAGCGAGCAGCAAUGCGACACGUACGGCCGCGGUGGCGCCAUCAUUGGAAGCACCCUCGAAGCGAGCAGGGCCUCUGCCUCCCACGAUUGCGCCUAAGCCCAGCUACGGGGGGAAGGGAAAGAGCAGCCUGCCAGCCUGGCUCCAGGAGCAGGAGGAGCUACAGCGAGGAUCGCUGCACGAGCACCCUGCUGCUUCCCUUGGCCACUCGGUACCAACCCACCACAGCCCUUCUUCCGGUGCAGGAGCCGAAGGCACAAAGUCCAAGAGGCAUCACAAGACUGCUGCAUCACAGCGUAUCCAGUUCCUCGACAAUGACUCAGACUCGGACUCGGACGAGAUCAGCGAGCAGGCCCGUAGUGCCGCUUCCAUCGACCGAAACAAUCCCUUCUUUCCUCCCCACGCCCGUGACAUUGAGCGGGGUGUCGAUUUGUCGGAGCCACUCUCGAAGCUGGCCGUCGCCAAUGCCGUCGCCGCCGCUGUCAGAGACGGGCCAGACGGACAAGACAACCGGCCUCUGGGCCGAUCAAAGACGCUGCGAGACACGUACCGAGGAGGGGCAGUUGCGCCACCCCCGGCACCUCCGCCGAGAAGACGGUUGGAUUCGCUGCCCGGUCCGGCCACCUUCAAUGCCGGCACCUACCCAGGCUUUGGCAAGUCGGUCCGUGUGGACGGCCCCACAGUCGGUGGCCUUCGUCAGAACCCGCAGAGCAAGAAGGCAGAGGUGGGCAUCCCGCCCGAGAUUCUCGCCGAACGGGAAAAAGCAGCUGCCGAUAAGCAGCGUCACGAGGGUCUUAUCGGCCAACGAACGCCGUCGGCUCCCUUGCCACCGCCCAGACGGCGUCCGAGCUCGGUGAGCGCAGAGAGUGGCAGCAGCGCAGCCGUGGCCACUCCCGCAUCGACAUGGCAAGACCAAAUUGGCACGAGGAGCGCCAGCUUCUCCCAGCGCAUGGGCGAGAUCCUUGGUUUGUCCAAUGGGGAGGACGGCAGCUCCUCUACCAAGCUUGACUCGCUGCGACAGGACUUCAACUCAGUCGCGGAGCGCCACGAGUGGCUGGCCAGGGCAACGGAACGAGCAAAGGGGAGGCCACUCAACGAGGCUCGCGUCGGUCUGAUGGAUGAAACGGAGAACUACCAUGACGCGCCGGAUGUGGACGGCGUCGGACUCCAGGAUGACCCACGACGGGCGAGCAUGACGACGCCACGGGCCGGUGCGCCGAUGGCCCGACGGGCACCAUCGAUCGGUCGCAGUGCGGGUAAUCCCCUUGUCAGGCGUACAUCGCUACUGUCCCGGCCGAGCGUCGGACCGUUUGACGACGAGGAGGGCGAUGGGAGCGCCCUCGUCGUCGACGAAGAAGAAGAGAACGACGAUGACGAGGAUGACUUCCAAGAAGGAGAGGAAGAAGAAGAGGAAAACGACGUGGGCCCAGACGUAGACAAUCACAGUGGGAGCAGCAAUACCAAGGUGCGCGAGAGCCUCGAAGAGGAGACCCGGCGCCGGCGGAGGAGCAGCAGCAGCACGAGGGCCAACCGGGUUGCCUCGGGCGACAAGCACACCGACAUGGCCGCCGCUCCCGUCAACGGCGGAUGGCAGCAGCUGUCGUGA